Messenger RNA from Schistosoma turkestanicum, 773 nucleotides. The record is from the annotation of a GenBank genome assembly. NCBI's taxonomy places the organism in Eukaryota, Metazoa, Platyhelminthes, Trematoda, Strigeidida, Schistosomatidae.
GAAAUCGUGAAGUUGAUUUACGUUGUUUGAUUAUAGCAAUUUAUCAUUCGAAAUCAUCUUAUAAAAGUUAUCCACCUGGUAUUAAACAAAUAGAUCAUUCACGAACAAUCGAUACGCCUUUUAAAUAUCCUACUUCUGAUGUAGAUUGUGCCUAUGCAGUAGAUGUAAAUUGUAAAUCAGAAAUGUGUUUAUCUGUGAUUAAAUUUUGGGAUGGUUUACAGGCUCUUCAUCUAAUGGAUAUCGUACAAAUUGGUCAUAUCUUAUGUUUCACUGAUUUGCAAUUACGUCAUUGUCAAACAGUUAACACAAUGCCUAAAUCAAAUGAUCAACCUUCCCGUGCGAUUCCCCUUAUUAAUUUACAUUAUACAUCUGCUAGUAAUGUGACAGUUGAAAAACCAAUUACUCGACGUUCUAGUCGAAUUACAUCAACGAAUGAAUCAGAUCCUAAUAUUGUGUCCUAUUUACAACAAGUUGUGAAGGAUUUUCUGUAUUCAAAAUCAGGAUAUGACAUAGAUUUACCAAUAUCUAAUUCUCCUAUGAAUUACAACAAAUCCUUAACUACUUCUACAUUGAACACACCAUAUUCUUCUGGUGUUGGUUUAUCAUCAUUGUUACGCGGUUCCAUUGGUCGUGUGCAAUCAACUCCUGUUUGCCCUACUAUGGAAACUCCAAAAAUGGGCAUUUCAAUGGAGACUUCUACUAAUAGUUUAUAUGUAACUUGUCAGUCACCAAUUAAUUCAGUGCUUAAACAAGAUCUUCCACUUAAAGAGCAA